This is a messenger RNA of Erigeron canadensis, 1019 nucleotides long. Its product is annotated as haloacid dehalogenase-like hydrolase domain-containing protein At2g33255. Bases 54 to 839 code for a protein of 261 amino acids. The transcript is spliced from 5 exons. NCBI's taxonomy places the organism in Eukaryota, Viridiplantae, Streptophyta, Magnoliopsida, Asterales, Asteraceae. The record is from RefSeq and is a predicted model, not a curated record.
GUUGGAAAGGCACAACAUCACUAGUUGAUGACGAGGAAGUCACCCUAUCCAAAAUGCCACCUCUAAAUCUACCCCAACUCAAAAUCCAAACCCACAAUCAUCAUUUUAUGUUAAAAAAACCAUACCUUUUAACAAAAACCUUGUUCAAAUCAAUGUCUUUUAACCAACCAACAAGUACCAUGAAACCUGUUCCUCGUCUAAAAGGUGUUGUCUUUGACAUGGAUGGAACCUUAACAGUCCCAGUCAUUGAUUUCCAGGCCAUGUAUAAAGCUGUUCUUGGUGACCAACAAUAUCUUGCCAUCAAAUCAAGUUCCCCAUCUGGGAUUGACAUUUUACAUCAUAUUGAACAAUGGGCUCCUGAUCAACAACUUAAAGCUUAUCAAAUUAUUGCUGAUUUUGAGAAACAGGGCAUGGAUAAGCUUCAGAUCAUGCCUGGUGCUGCAGAACUCUGUGGUUUUCUUAACUCAAGGAAUAUCAGAAGGGGACUUAUAACUCGCAAUGUUAAAUUAGCUGUUGAUUUGUUUCAUGAACGAUUUGGGAUGUCAUUUUCUCCCGCAUUGAGUAGAGAAUUUCGUCCCUAUAAACCUGACCCAGCUCCCCUGCUGCAUAUAUGUACAACGUGGGAAGUUGAACCUAAUGAAGUGAUGAUGAUUGGGGACAGCCUGAAGGAUGAUGUGGCUUGUGGGAAAAGGGCUGGAGCAUUCACAUGUUUGCUUGAUGAAACAGGGAGGUAUGACUCUCCUCAGUAUGCUAAUGUUGAACAUAAACCAGACUACAAGGUAUCCUCCCUUGCUCAAGUUCUUUCACUCCUAGAGUCAAAUUUUGACUUAACGCCUUGACAUCAUGGAGAUCGAGAUUCAUUCUUCAAGAUUUUUGUUGGUCAAAUUGUUCAAAGUGAGUGCCUAAUGAAAUACUGUAGAUCAGUCACUUAUUGGUAUGUGGGGUUUCUAGCCAAACCGAUGGAACUAGUUGUAUAUUAUGUAAAAUAGUUUGUCUAUUGUACAAACUUAACAGUCAAA